AUGUCGGGCGUCCCCCAGAAGUUCUGGGGCUCGCCGAUACGGUACCUGCGGUGGGCGGCACACGAGAAGCCAGCGAUCUUCUGGAGCGUUAUUAUCGGAGGACUAGGCCCGGCGUCAUUUGCGUUCAUCCCGCCCUUGAGGAGGUACUUCGGCGAUGUAGACCCCCCGAGGCUCCCGUUGACCUAUCCUGUGCCCAAAGGUUCCAGGAAGAUUCCAGAGGGCUUUGACGAUCCCGAAUAG
This is a messenger RNA of Capronia epimyces CBS 606.96, 240 nucleotides long. RefSeq names its product NADH dehydrogenase. The transcript is spliced from 2 exons. NCBI's taxonomy places the organism in Eukaryota, Fungi, Ascomycota, Eurotiomycetes, Chaetothyriales, Herpotrichiellaceae. Bases 1 to 240 code for a protein of 79 amino acids. The record is from RefSeq and is a predicted model, not a curated record.